Messenger RNA from Naegleria gruberi, 1344 nucleotides. RefSeq lists its product as uncharacterized. The coding region runs from base 1 to 1344 and encodes 447 amino acids. The transcript has a single exon. The record is from RefSeq and is a predicted model, not a curated record. NCBI's taxonomy places the organism in Eukaryota, Heterolobosea, Eutetramitea, Acrasida, Naegleriidae.
AUGCAAAUGGACAAAUCACCAAUAAACUUUUCGAACAAAAUGACACAACUUCCUAUUCGAAAGGUCAAUGGUAAAUUGUCUGAACCAUCAACAUCAUCAGCGAUUAAAACAGAUAACAAAAUCUUGCAGACCGUUAGUAAAACAGCCGAAAGAAACAUUUUCAAGAAACAAAUUCAACCACUUUCAGAUAUAAUAUUGGAAACUGAUGAAGACCAUGGUGAUGAUAUUAAAUGUGUCCGAACUAAUCAUCUAACUAAAUUCAAGGCUUUCUCUGCACCAACUCCUCAAAACAAUCAUGAACAUGACUUUCGUUCUUCCGAUUCGAAUAGUUCUACCAACACUUCAUCAUCAAAUACGAAACGGCCCAUUUCUCACCUCUACAUUCAAUCCUCCCUAGAAAUCAACCACAAGACUUUCAAACAACUCCCUUUCGAAUUAAUAUUCGAUUUAAUUUUUCCAUUUCUUUGCCUUCCAGACAUUCUUCAAUUUUCAUCGAGUUGCAAACUUUUUCAAUCCUACAUUUUUCAUAUAAUUGAACCUAAUGAUAGUAUGUGGAGGCACCAAUUACAAAAUACGAUACCCUUCCUUAAUCAACUAACGAAUAGGAGAAUAUUGGAAAUGAAUAAUCGAAAUUCGAAAGGUUUAAAUUCAGUUCAACAUCAAGCUCUUAUCAUGCAAGGAGUUUUACAGGAGUUUAUUGUGAGAGUGAGGAGGAGGAUUCAAUAUUUUGAGGGAAUUUUAAGUGAGGAAUUAAUUGUAAAACAUUCGAAUAGUUUGUCGAAUAAGGUAAAUUCGAUACCUCCAAAUUAUAGGAAUAAUACAGCAGUUGCUGGUGAUGUGAAUGUCCCAACAGUUGUUGAAUCUAUUGUUGGAAGUGAUUAUGAGGGUUUCUUCGAGUUGGGAGAAGAUUAUUCGAUAAGGAAGUGUGUCAUUUCAAUUUGUUCGGAAUUUUUGAGAGAAAUUAAACCAUUUUCAUUGGAACAUGUGCAUAUUCAUGAAUUUUACGAUCCAUCCCAAUAUAAUACAUCAUUGAAAAAGAAGAAUUCCCUGAAAAACUUAUUGAAACAUCACUCUUUAAGGAAUCUCACAUUGAGUCCAUCAGAAAAUUCUGAUAAUCAACAUUAUUUUGACAAUGACACUUACAAACACCAAUUGCUACAAGGAAUUCAGAGUGAGGAAACUCUUCAGACAUGUAGAAUGACCAUUGUUGGAUGUUCGGAACGAGCUGUUCAUCCAUGCAUUUUACAAACUUUUAGAAAAAAUCAAUUUCCUGAGGAUUACAUCUCAAUUUAUGGGAAAAACUUUUCAAGUGAUGCAUCUAUUAGGAAUACACAAUACGAAUGA